Molecule: messenger RNA, 1119 nt
Organism: Chanos chanos (milkfish)
Lineage: Eukaryota; Metazoa; Chordata; Actinopteri; Gonorynchiformes; Chanidae
Gene: prdm12a
Product: PR domain containing 12a
Exons: 5
Coding region: 1-1119 (372 amino acids)
Biological process (GO): neurogenesis; regulation of gene expression
Cellular component (GO): nucleus
Molecular function (GO): histone methyltransferase binding
Source: RefSeq, a predicted model, not a curated record
AUGGGCUCGGUAUUACCCGUGGAAACCGUGGUACUCACGCCUGGAUUCAAAUCUCAGAGUCGCUCUUUAUGUGAAAUCAUCACAUCAGACAUCCUGCAUAGUUUUCUGUACGGACGGUGGAGAAAUGUGCUCGGUGAACACCUUCUUCAAGAGAAACAGUAUCACAAUACCAUCAGUCCCAGAACGGCCUUCACUGCUGAAGUUCUUGCGCAAUCUUUCGUCGGUGAGGUUCAGAAGCUGUCUAGCCUUGUAUUACCCAGUGAAGUGAUCAUUGCACAGAGCUCCAUCCCAGGAGAGGGCUUAGGGAUUUUCUCCAAGACUUGGAUCAAAGCAGGCACAGAGAUGGGCCCCUUCACCGGCAGAGUCAUCUCUCCUGAGAAUGUGGACUUGUUGAAGAACAACAACCUCAUGUGGGAGGUGUUUAAUGAGGAUGGCACAGUGCGCUGUUUCAUUGAUGCCAGCCAGGACAAUCAUCGCAGCUGGAUGACCUACAUCAAAUGUGCUCGCAACGAGCAGGAGCAAAACCUGGAGGUCGUGCAGAUUGGCAGCAGUAUUUUUUACAAAGCUGUGGAAACCAUACCUCCAGACCAAGAAUUACUUGUAUGGUAUGGGAACUCCUACAACACAUUCCUGGGUAUUCCAGGUGUUCCGGGCACAGAGGAUGAGCAUCAGAAAAAGAUCAGAAAUGAUGAUUCCCACUCAUGUGAUGGCUCCUCUUCGUCUGUGCCUCCCCCCCCAUCUUCCUUGUCUGUGGCAAGUCGAAUGCGUUGUGUCAUCUGCCACCGUGGCUUCAACUCACGCAGCAACUUGCGCUCACAUAUGCGUAUCCAUACUCUGGACAAGCCCUUCAUGUGCCGCUUUUGCAACCGCCGCUUCAGCCAGUCAUCCACACUGCGUAACCAUGUCCGUCUGCAUACCGGUGAGAGACCCUACAAGUGCCAUGUCUGUCAAAGUGCGUACUCCCAGCUGGCAGGCUUGCGAGCACACCAAAAGAGCGCUAGGCACCGGCCUGGAGGUACUGAACCUGAGGCAAGCCAGUCUUCACCACACCCUUCUCAGAUAACCCCCCUUCCCCAUCCUGUGCCCCUGGUUCAUCACAUACCUGCAGUUGUCCUCUGA